Molecule: messenger RNA, 4502 nt
Organism: Acinonyx jubatus (cheetah)
Lineage: Eukaryota; Metazoa; Chordata; Mammalia; Carnivora; Felidae
Gene: MICU1
Product: mitochondrial calcium uptake 1
Exons: 8
Coding region: 2737-3657 (306 amino acids)
Biological process (GO): calcium import into the mitochondrion; mitochondrial calcium ion homeostasis
Cellular component (GO): uniplex complex
Molecular function (GO): calcium ion binding
Source: RefSeq, a predicted model, not a curated record
ACUUCAGCUCAGGUCAUGAUCUCACAGUGUGAGUUCGAGCCCUGUGUCAGGCUCUGUGCUGACAGCUCAGAGACUGGAGCCUGCUUCGGAUUCUGUAUCUCCCUCUCUGCCCCUUCCCUGCUCAUGGUGUCUGUCUGUCUGUCUCUCUCUCUCAAAAGUAAACAUUAAAAAAUUUUUUUUAAAUAAAUAACUUUUAGGAAAGUCUAAAUAGCCAACAACUGAAAAGAGCCUAAAUGUUUAUCUGUAAAGGAAUGAAUAAAUCACGUUAUUAUGUGUGCAUUAUGAUUAUAUAUAAAAUAAGUUAUAAUACAAAUUUUUAUUUCAUUUUUAUUUUAUUGAUGAGUAAUAUACUUCUCUACAAUAAAAACAAACUAUUGAAAAAUACAGUAUGGAUGAUUCUCAACAUUAGGCUGAUCUAAAGAAACUGUAUACCAAAGAGUAUAUCCUGGUGAUACUGUUUAUAGGAACUUCUAGAAGAGGCAAAACAAUCAAUGGUAUAAAAACAUGGUGGGAGUUAACUGUGGAGGAGCAUAAAGGAAACAAUGGAAAUGUUUCCAGUGAAAUGUUCUGUAUCUUGAUGGGGAUGUGGGUUACUCCAAAUAUUUACUUAUUUCUUUAUAAAAUUCAUUGUUUUGUACAUUAGAUUUAUGCAUUUUACGAAGUAGAUUUUACUUAAAACUGUAACAAAUACUGAACUCUAGAUAAUAAGUUUUUUGCAGACAUGAUUAGCAAUUGUGAAACUGCUCUCUGUAUAUUCUAAUAUAAUCUCUAUAUACUCUCAUUGAGCAAAUGAGUAAAUAUAUUGAGGAUAAUGCGAACCAGGCUUCUCCCUGUUGAAGAAGGGAAUAACAAGUGUGUAAGGGGUAAGACUACCUUGUUUCCCAUGGUAUUAGAUAUUAUAUUCAUAUUAAAUACCAAUAUGAAUUCAUAGUUUGUAACAGACAGAUAUGUAAUCAUGAGGAAGCAUCAGCCUAAUUUAAAGUGAGGGAUAUUCUUCAAUAUAAUUCACUUUUCAAAUCUUUUAGGGUUAAAAAGUGUAAAGAGAUUUUUAAAAAUGGUGGAGUAGGUAACUCCAAAACUUCAUCUCUCCACUAAGACAGUCAGUAAGCUGGCAAAAACUGUCAAUCAACUUUUUCAGAUCUCUGGAAUCGAAUCAGACUUUAAACGACCAGGGGAAUGUUGAAAGAAGAAGAUGCUGAAAUUUGAUAAGAUAAAGUUGUGGCGUACUUACUUGAUAACCACUUCCCCACUCCACAGCACAAUGGCAACCAUAAAGAUUGUGGCCCUCAGUCCUAGUACAACUUGCUUGUGCCAGAGCAAGCAGUGCAGACCUUGUCCUUGGAGAAUAUAGAUGUAGGCAGUGACCUCUCUGGUCAAUGAGGCAUCUCUACUUGCAGGCUUGCCUUUGUAUUGCCUUUAUUGGAACUCUUAGGGAUGGGGUGGCUUCCCAAGUGGCAUUUUUCAAAAGCACUUAAAGGUAAUAAAUAUACUAGUGACAGCGGGCUGAGAAAAGCAGCAGACAAACCAAAGAGCCUGGGAAAUGAAGAGGCAGCUGGAGAUAGAGAACAAGGACUUUGAAGUGCUCCACCAUAUACUAAGGAAUCUGGAAGGCCUAUGCAUGCCCGGAACUGAAUGAAUACUUAUAAGAAACCUUAGCAGACCCUAAGCUUUCACCUCUGGCUGCCUUUUAUCUUCCAUGCAAGCAAGAAGUGAAGGCAAAGACAGAUUUUUUAAACAGUGGCUAAGCAUUGAAAGAAGGCCCAACACAAAGCCAAUCUGUAAAGACAUGGAGAGUAUUCCCACACAUACAUAUUUGACUCCAGGAAUUUAAGGAAAUCUCUGUCAGAUCACCAGCUGACCUCUAAGGUAAUGGAACAGAGACUUGAGUGACCAUGCUUGACAAAGCAUUCAGUAUUUAUGAAAAGAAUUUAGAAAAGUCACUAAAGAAGUAACUACAACCCACACAAGCAGCAGCAACAAACCCUGAGGAGGGAGACUCGGGUUCCCAGAGUUACCACAUUAUAAUAUACAAAAUGUCCAGUUUUCAGCAACAAAUUAUGCUUUCAAAGAAUAAAGUAUGGCCAAUUUCACAGGAAAAAAAAUAGGAACUAUCCUUGAGAAAGCUUACUACAAACUUUAAAUCAAUUGGCCUAAUAUACUUAAAAACCUAAAGGAAACCAUAGGCAAAGAACUUAAAGGAAACAAGGAGAAUGAUGUAUGAACUAAUAGAGAAUAUCAACAAAAGAAAUUUUUUUUUAAUUCUGAAAACUGAAAAGUACAAUAACUGGAAGAAUUUCAUUAAAAGGGUCUAAUGGCAGAUUUGAACAGGCAGGAAAAAAAGAAUCCAUGAACUUGAAGAUAGGUCAGUUGAUAUUAACCAGUCUGAGAGAUAAAAAAAGAAUGAAGAGAAAUUAACAGAGUUUAAGAUACCUUUGUGACAUCAUUAAGUAUACCAACAUAUGUCUACUAGGAAUCCCAGAAGGCAAGGAGAAAGAGAAGAGAGCAAUAUUUGAAGAAACAAUUGCUGAGAGCCUUCCAAAUUUAUUGAAAUAUGUGACUCUACUUUAGGAUAAAUUCACAGAUACCUACACUGAGACACAUUAUAAUCAAACUUGAAAACUAAAAUGAAGAAUCGUGAAAGCAGGGAGUUUGUUGCCAGUAGAUCUACCAUAUUAAAAAAAUGCUUAAGGCUGAAAUAAAAGGGCACUAGAUACUAACUUGAAGCUAUAUGAACAAAUGACAUCAGUUAAGGUGACAACACAGAAAAUUUCCCAGGAACGAGAAAAAUUUGCUGAUGAAGGCAGUAUAUUUUAUACCCUUGGAGAAUGUGGACUCAUAUCCUUUUCAGACUACAUUUUCCUUACAACUGUUCUUUCCACUCCUCAGAGAAAUUUUGAAAUUGCCUUCAAGAUGUUUGAUUUGAACGGAGAUGGAGAAGUAGACAUGGAGGAGUUUGAACAGGUUCAGAGCAUCAUUCGCUCCCAAACCAGUAUGGGUAUGCGUCACAGAGAUCGUCCUACUACCGGCAACACCCUCAAGUCUGGCUUGUGUUCAGCCCUCACGACCUACUUCUUUGGAGCUGAUCUUAAGGGAAAGCUGACAAUCAAAAACUUCCUUGAAUUUCAGCGUAAACUUCAGCAUGAUGUUCUGAAACUAGAGUUCGAGCGCCAUGACCCGGUGGAUGGGAAAAUUACCGAGAGGCAGUUUGGUGGCAUGCUGCUGGCCUACAGCGGGGUACAGUCCAAGAAGCUGACCGCCAUGCAGAAGCAGCUCAAGAAGCACUUCAAGGAGGGAAAGGGUCUAACAUUUCAGGAAGUGGAAAACUUCUUUACUUUCCUAAAGAAUAUCAAUGAUGUGGACACUGCAUUAAGCUUUUACCAUAUGGCCGGGGCAUCUCUUGAUAAAGUGACCAUGCAGCAGGUGGCCAGGACAGUGGCUAAAGUGGAACUCUCAGACCACGUGUGUGAUGUGGUGUUUGCACUCUUUGACUGCGAUGGCAAUGGGGAGCUGAGCAAUAAGGAAUUUGUUUCCAUCAUGAAGCAGCGGCUGAUGAGAGGACUAGAGAAGCCCAAAGACAUGGGCUUCACCCGCCUGAUGCAGGCCAUGUGGAAAUGUGCACAAGAAACUGCCUGGGACUUUGCUUUGCCAAAACAGUAACCAAAACUGCAAGAGGGGCCUCCUCCUCCACCCAAGUCACCCUGGCCCCUUGAGCAGAGCCUUGGCACAAUCCUUCCUGCUGCUGCUUCUGGAAGUAGUGCUCCCUUCCUCCUGGGAAUGAUCUCGGGAUUCAACCAGUCUUCCCUCUCUACCCUUCCCCUGUCCCAGCAUCUCUGCUCGGCUCUGAUUCUGCCCAGUGAUUAUCCACCUAGGUUCUCAAAAACCUGAACAAGUCCUCAAAGUUCAGACUUUUGGCACCUUCAUCAGCACCAUGCAUUCAGGCACCCUAUGGAUAGAGAAUGCAUCCAUGUACCUGCCAACCCUGGGAAACAUCCUGUUCUCGAGUCAUUCUUGCUGUGGAUUCACAUUAAGAACAUUCCGGCUUUUCCUCCUGCUGGUAUUCUUAAGCCACAAGUUGGGAAGACCUCUGAAAGGCAAAAGGAAGUCUGUGGUGAAUGGUCAGGAGGAAGAGCCGGGCAUCCUGAGCUGGUGGGAAGCCUGAGCCAGAGGAAGGAUCCAUGUCAGUCCCCAGGGUGGCUCUGAGGCCUGCUCCUAGAAGGUGAUGUGCACAGUGGGAAUACAGCAAGAUUUGGAAUUUAAAGUAGCUGCUUCAUGGCUCUCCACUCCCGUCUUUUCCUCCCAGGCUUCCUAAGAGGACUCCACCAUGCUCUGUGCCUAAUGAGCAGUAGUGAUUGAGUUCAUGUUCCCUGCAAGUGCCAUUUCCCCUCCAGGAAUGUGCCUCUAAAGCCGAGGCCUGGCUCAGAGCCUGUCUGCCCUCUGUCUUAAACACUUGUAAAAUAUCACUUUAAUUAUAAGAGUUUGCAAUAAACUCCCCCUGCAAAGGC